This is a messenger RNA of Eublepharis macularius, 5327 nucleotides long. It is a transcript of the gene AMPD2, whose product is annotated as adenosine monophosphate deaminase 2. Lineage: Eukaryota; Metazoa; Chordata; Lepidosauria; Squamata; Eublepharidae. The transcript has 18 exons. The coding region runs from base 321 to 2726 and encodes 801 amino acids. Gene Ontology annotation, cellular component: cytosol. Gene Ontology annotation, biological process: AMP metabolic process; IMP salvage. Gene Ontology annotation, molecular function: AMP deaminase activity. The record is from RefSeq and is a predicted model, not a curated record.
UUGAACGCCCAACCUUGCCUGGCGGAAGGCAAGCCCGGGGGAUGGAGCACCCACGAAAGGAGUCACUUCAGUCAUAACUUUUCCCUUCCAUCUAAGCGCCCAGCACUGCAAUUGCCUUGCAGUGAUCGGGGGCCCUGCAUUCCGCUCCGAACGGCAGACACCAAACGCGGACCUAGGCUGGGACCCGGGAGCGGGAAGUGUUCGCAUACCGCCCCCCGCCCAUGCCAAUGUGGCGCUUUCUCGCGUAGCGCAGCACACCUGGACAGCCGGUUAGAACGUUUCGCUCGCUCGGCAGAAGCGGAGCCCCUUCCCGGGUCGGCAUGGCGUCAGAGAUCCACGGAGGACCACGAUCCCGCCAGUUGCAGCCUGCACGUUCCCUCCCAGGGCCUCCUCACUGCCUGAAGCAUUUUCCCGUUGACCUGCGCACCUCCAUGGAUGGCAAGUACAAGGAGAUUGCUGAGGAACUGUUCUGCCGUUCAUUGGCUGACAGUGAGAUGCGCAGUGCCCCCUAUGAGUUCCCUGAAGACAGCCCCAUUGAGCAGUUGGAGGAGAGACGUCAGCGGCUGGAGCGGCAAAUCAGUCAGGAUGUGAAACUAGAACCCGACAUUUUACUCAGAGCCAAACAGGACUUCCUGAAAAUUGACAGUGCUGCUGACUUACAAUUGUUUAAGGAACAGGGCGAGGACCUGGUGGACCAUCUCCCUAAAGAUCGAGAUGGGCUUCUAGAGAGGGAGUUUCAGAGGGUUACCAUCUCUGGAGAGGAAACAUGUGGGGUGCCUUUCACAGAUUUGCUGGAUGCAGCCAAAAGUGUAGUGAAGGCGUUGUUCAUUCGAGAGAAGUACAUGGGGCUUUCUUUGCAAAGCUUCUGCAAGACCACUGCCCGCUUUCUACAGGACCUUUCAGAAAAGCCUGUGGCCCCAAGGAUGUAUGAGGAGAUCCCUGAGACUCCAGUGGCAGCAGAUGCUCCAGUGCACCCACCAUUCGCCCAUCAGCAUCCCUAUGAGAAGUGUGAUCCUGAAUCAAUGCCUGGAGACCUAGGCUUCGGCCUAAAGAUGGUUAAUGGAGUCGUUCAUGUGUACACCAAGCAGGACAUCACUGACAAAACCACAGAACUGGACUUACCUUAUCCUGACCUGCAAGAGUUUGUUGCUGAUAUGAAUGUCCUAAUGGCCCUGAUCAUCAAUGGUCCUAUAAAAUCCUUCUGCUACCGACGGCUGCAGUACCUAAGUUCAAAAUUCCAGAUGCAUGUCCUGCUCAAUGAGAUGAAAGAACUGGCAGCCCAGAAGAAGGUGCCACACCGUGACUUCUACAAUAUUCGAAAGGUGGACACACACAUCCAUGCAUCAUCCUGCAUGAACCAGAAGCAUCUGUUGCGCUUCAUCAAGCGAGCUAUGAAGAAACACUUGGGAGAAAUCGUCCAUGUGGAGAAGGGCAAAGAGCAAACUCUCAAGGAGGUCUUUGAAACCAUGAAUCUCACUGCCUACGACCUCAGUGUGGACACUCUUGAUGUUCAUGCGGACCGCAACACUUUCCAUCGCUUUGACAAGUUCAAUGCCAAAUAUAACCCCAUUGGAGAGUCUGUUCUCCGUGAGAUAUUCAUCAAGACAGACAAUCGAGUCUCUGGAAAAUACUUUGCCCAUAUCAUCAAGGAAGUGAUGUCCGACCUGGAGGAGAGCAAGUAUCAGAAUGCAGAACUGCGCCUCUCCAUUUAUGGCCGUGCACGAGAUGAGUGGGACAAAUUGGCCAAGUGGGCUGUGCAACACAAAGUGCAUUCCAACAAUGUACGCUGGCUGGUGCAGGUGCCUCGCCUGUUUGAUGUGUACAAGACCAAGAAGCAGUUGGCAAACUUCCAGGAGAUGUUGGAAAACAUUUUCUUACCCCUCUUUGAAGUUACUAUCCGUCCUGCCAGCCACCCAGAGUUGCAUCUUUUCUUGGAGCAUGUGGAUGGCUUUGACAGUGUGGAUGAUGAAUCAAAACCAGAGCACCACAUCUUUAAUCUAGACAGCCCCUUGCCUGGGAAUUGGACAGAAGAGGACAAUCCACCCUAUUCCUACUACCUUUACUAUACAUAUGCAAAUAUGGUGGUACUGAACCAUUUGCGCAGGAAGAGAGGCUUCCAUACUUUUGUGCUGCGGCCCCACUGUGGGGAGGCAGGGCCCAUCCAUCACCUGGUAUCCGGCUUCAUGCUGUCAGAGAACAUAUCACAUGGCCUUCUGCUCCGCAAGGCACCUGUGCUACAAUACCUCUACUACCUGGCCCAGAUUGGCAUCGCCAUGUCUCCUCUUAGUAAUAACAGCCUGUUCUUGAGUUACCAUCGUAAUCCGUUGCCAGAGUACCUCUCACGGGGCCUUAUGGUCUCCCUGUCCACAGAUGACCCCCUGCAGUUCCAUUUCACCAAGGAGCCCCUGAUGGAAGAAUACAGCAUAGCCACCCAGGUGUGGAAGCUCAGCUCCUGUGACAUGUGUGAACUUGCGCGAAACAGUGUGCUCAUGAGUGGCUUCUCCCACAAGGUAAAGAGCUACUGGCUGGGACCCAAUUACUGGAAAGAGGGGUCUGAAGGCAACGAUAUCCGCCGCACCAAUGUGCCAGACAUCCGGGUGGCCUACCGCUCUGAGACUCUUUGCCAGGAGUUGACCCUCAUUACACAGGCUGUGCAGACAGAGGAACUGGAGACUAUUCAGGAGGAAGAUCCUCUGACAAUGAGCUCCAGCCCAAGCGCUCGCUAAGGGAGGCUGGUUUACAAUCUCCCAUCCAGCCCCUCUGUGGCCUACUAAGAUGGGGCUGUCCCAGAGCAUGAGGAGACCCUGGCUACCUCCCUUCCCCACAGAGCUUUUUAAUUUUCUGAUCUUUUUUUUUUAAUUCCAAGCAUAGUGUUACCUUCUGUAUUUCUGGAAAGGGAUUUCUGUUUUGUUUGCACUUUGUAAUCCACUGGGGUAUUUUGCAUCAUGUCUCGAAUGAAGGAUGCAUGCAGGAUGAGAGCAUCCUGCAUGUUGGUUUGGAGAUCUAGCAGUACUGUUUAUAAACUGAGGCUGGCAGCAGAGGCUGGAGAGCUAGGAAUGAGUGCAUACCAAAGGGCUGUUACGGUGGUUGCACGGAGGCAAAAUGAUGCACUGGCAUGUGUUGUAUUUGGAAUGGGCUGCUGUCAUUUGUUCUUGGUCUUUGUGGCCAGUCCAGGGCAAGAUGUAGCACUGCACUGAUGGGCAGGGCAUGUGCAAAGGACAGGUUUGGUGUCCCCUGCUACCUCAAACUGAUUUCCAUGAUAUGUCAUUUCCUUGCCUGUUGCUAGCUGUGACUUCAUAGUGGCUGGUGAAGCAUUGUUUUAGGCUGAAACAGUCCUACCAGCAGUGCAGCAUACUACCACAGUUCCUGGUAAGGAAUAGCCUCCAUAUUUCAGCAUUAAGUGUCCAGCUUGAAGUAUAGCUGAAAAACAGAAAUUUUUGAUACCAGAAUGUUUUGAUACCAGUCUCUUCUUGGCUCAAAGAGAGUAGAAAGGCCCUGAACCUCUACCUUAGGAAGCAGACUGAUGUGUAUGGGAUAUGACCCCCAGUUCAAGAUAGUAGAGAGGACCUAGUGUGCCAGACACUGGCACUUUUAACUUUCUCUCUUUUGUGAAUUUCUGUUCCUUUCUAUAAUCAUGUAUCAGGAGAAGGAAUUGCAUGUUGUUAAAAUGUAACAAGGGGUGACUUAGGCUUUGGCACUGGACAAGUAUGGCUGUUUUGCAUGGGAAAGCCUUAGAGCUGUGAACCUUGCCCAACAUGAGAAAUUAAGAGGAAAUGGCCUUUGCCUUAUUCCUAGUGAAAGUUGGUUGCUUCUCAGCUGCCUUAGACUGGGACAAGGGAGAAUGUUUAGCUUUCAGUACACCGAAAGGAGGGGACAUCCUUGCCAAAUGCUUUGAUAUACCGUAUGAAUGACAUCCUUCUCCCUUGUAUUGAUUAGGGAGAAUCUCUCUCUUUCCAGGUCUGUCCCUGCCUAGUAUGCGCAGGAAUUUUCUUUCUAUAUCUGGCAAGAAGAAAAGCCAUAGAAUGCUUCAGUUUUCUUACCAGCAAUGUUGCUGCUCUGGGAACCAGCACAAAACCUACUUUGAGGGGGGCAGUGUCAAGGCAGGUAAUGAAUCUGUGGGCAUCGUGUAGUAACUUCUGCCUUCCUCUGAAGCCAUGUGGCUCUAACUGGAAAUGCAUAAGAAGGCAGAGAAGAAUGUGGAUCCAUGGCUUGGUCAGCUCUAUAUUUCGAGUUCUGAAAGGUCCACAAUAAUGAGAAGGAUAUCUUAGCAGAGAGCUCCCAUCACAUGUUUCUGGCCAGGUGCCUCACUGGCAGAUGGCUUUUGAUCCUCAUUGGAGGACAGCUCAGUACACUUAGGAUAUUGGGCCUCUUUAGUAGCUUUAGUGCAGCCACUCACAGCAGAGAAUUCAUUGUGAACAUAUCCUCCUACAGUAGGAGACAAGCCUCUUGACAGUAUUUGUGCCCUUUAGGCUCCUAGAUGAAUUUUAUAUGCUCCCCCAAAUCAGUGACAGUCCUAGUGUAGCUUCCUUCCCAUGUUCUGCCAGUUACUUCUAACAUGGCAGUUGAAAUUCAGUGGAAAGAGAUUGCUGAAUGUUACAGAAUCUACAUCAGUAGAUAAGCAGGAAUGCUUUGGGGGAGGGAGGAGGGAGCUGGACGCUUACAGUGCCCAAUCUCUAGGCUGCUCCAGAUGAAGGUGGUGGGAUCCAUGUUGUAGCCAGUGCCUUUCUAGCAUAGUGCGUGGCUUGUGCCAAGAUGCGGUAGAUCCUUCGGAUGAUUCUACCCCUGAAACAGGCACUUGGUAUACUUUGAGUCACUGUGUGAGAGCGUGUGUGAGAGGCCAUGUGUUCCUUUGUAUGUCUGCCCCCCCCCCGCCCAUGGCCCAGAAAGUUAAUUUUUUUCCCUCUGCAUCCAUGCCUUUAUUUGGACUUUGUGGAAUACCAAGAGCAUCUGCAGUGGAGAUGUCUUGCCUUGAUUUUGAACAGAACAGUUAUCUUGUCACUUUGAACAAUAUUUUUCCAAAUCAUGGAAUUCUGUGAAAAUAGGGGGCAUCAGCGUGGAGCCAGAGAGUGGAAGGUCUGUGUGUGCGGGGUGGGUGGGGGGCAUUUGCUUGUCCUCCCUUCCUUGCCAUGACCUGCUUGGCUCCCCUAUUAGUUUUGCUUUGUUGUCAGUUGGAGAAGAUAUUUCCUCUGGAGCAUUCCCCUGGCAGUCCCAGCAUCCUCCCAUCGUUCAAAUAUUUGUAUAGUUUGGAUGGCCUUGAUGCUUGUCUGUGCUGAAAUGUGAUGUUAGAAAUCGUACUGAGCGCAAGCAUGAUCAUUAAAGAUUAUUUA